Condylostylus longicornis is the source of this 3003-nucleotide messenger RNA. RefSeq names its product endothelial differentiation-related factor 1 homolog (gene mbf1). The transcript is spliced from 5 exons. The coding region runs from base 168 to 605 and encodes 145 amino acids. Gene Ontology annotation, cellular component: nucleus. Lineage: Eukaryota; Metazoa; Arthropoda; Insecta; Diptera; Dolichopodidae. The record is from RefSeq and is a predicted model, not a curated record. Gene Ontology annotation, molecular function: DNA binding.
AUGAGAAAGAAGAAGAAGAAGUUCACAUUUUCUUCGACUAUUCCAGAAUUGAUACGAAUAUAAAAACGCAUAUAUAUUCAUUUUUUUAAAAUUAAAAAAAAAGAAAGUGAAUUUUCCUUAAUUAAUUAAUUUUACUGUGUAAAAAGAAAAGAAAAAAAAAAAAGAAUAUGUCCGAUUGGGAUACUGUUACAGUUUUACGUAAAAGGCCACCAAAGGCAUCUGUAAUGAAAAGUGAAGCAGCAAUAAAUGCUGCAAGACGACAAGGAGUUGCGAUUGAAACCCAACAAAAAUAUGGUGCUGCCACUAAUAAACAACACGUAACCACAAAAAAUACUGCCAAGUUGGAUCGCGAAACAGAAGAAUUAAAACACGAAAAAAUUCCUUUGGAUGUUGGUCGUUUAAUUCAGCAAGGACGUCAGGCAAAGAAUUUAAGUCAAAAGGAUCUCGCAACUAAAAUUAACGAAAAAGUUCAAGUUGUUACUGAUUAUGAAGCUGGACGUGGAAUACCAAACAAUAUGAUAUUGGGUAAAAUUGAAAGAGUAAUUGGAGUAAGAUUACGAGGGAAGGAACGCGGCCAGACAGUGGCGCCUCCUGUUAAAAAAUAAGUUCUUAAUGUAGUGUACAUUUCGGGAGGACGCAAAAACUUAAAAAUAUAAAAUAAAUAUAUUAAAUAAUAAAAAAAUUUAAAUAUAUUUAUAAUUAUAAAUUCAGUACACUACAACUUUAACAUUUUUUUUUUUUUUUAUUUUGUAAAUGAUAAUAGAAAACAAAACCAUAUUAUAUAAUAAUUAUUAUAAACAAAUAAAAUAUAUAAUAUUAAUGAAAAAAUGGGAAAAAAUAAUAAUUUCAGUUUAAUAUAAAAGAUGAAUAAUCACAAUUUAUAUUUAACUUUUAUAAUAUUUUCAACUAAACCUUUUUUUUUUUCAAUGAAAAAAAAAUAUAUAUAAAUAUCUAUCUAAAUAAUUAAUUAUUUGAAUAUUUUAAACAUAUUUACACUAUGCUAUCAAUAAUGUUAAAAGCUACAUUUUAUUUAAUUAUACUGCUUAAAUAAUUGAAUUGUAAAAGAAGAGUUUUUUUUUUAUUUAUCUGUAUUUAAAUUGAUUUUAAAAUAACAAGAAAAUAAAAAAAAAAAUCUAUAUAGAAAAGUGUAGAAAGUUUUUUCGAAAAAUUUUAUUUGAUUAAAUAUUCUUUUCCGUGUUUUUUUUUUUCAUUUUAUAUUUAAAAUUUAAAUAAUUCUAUAUUUUCACACAAAUUGAAUUUUAAAAAAAAUGUCAUAAAGUGUAGCUAAUUUAAAUAUAUUAUAUUUGUUAUUUUUAAAUAAGAAUUGUAAUAAUAAAUUUAGUGUGAUAUAAGUUUUAAAUUAUAGAUAACAAACAAAAUCGAUAUUGUUAAAAAAAAGAAAACUAUUUAUUAAUAUAUAAAUUAAAUAAUAUAAAUUUAAAUUUAUAUAUAAAAAAAAAUAUAUUUGAUUAAUAUUUUUAAUAAUAUCACACUAAAAAAAUUUAUAGCGAUUCCUUUAAAUUAAUAAACAAGCACAUUUUUAUGAAAAAUAAACUUUCUCCCAUCAUCAAGUUUUAAACAAACCAAAAAAAAAAAAAAACUUAAAAAAUGUAAAAAAAUUGGAAAAAAAAAAUUGAAGUAAAAAAGAGAAAAAAAAAAUUUAUAUUAUUAAAAAAACAUAAUUAAUAAACUGUAUAAUUGUAUUUAUAAAUAAGACUCGUUAAUUUUAUGAUUUAAUCAAUCAAUUUUUAUAUAAGAGAAAAAAAACUUUUUGAUUUAAGUGUAAUUCAAAUUUUUGAAAUUUAGUAUUUUUAUCGAACAUUAUAAUUAAUUCUUUUUAUAAUUUUAAAAUUUUUCAUUGAAUUUAUUUUUUAUAGGUAUAUAAAUUUUUUUUUUAAACGUUCUCUUAUGAUUGGGGAUACUCGAUAAUUUAGCUCUAACUUAGAUCUUAAUAUAAAACUUGAUAAAACCAAACUGCAAAAUAUACAAAAGUGGCUCGAUAAAUUACUGCUACAAAAAUAACAUGUUGGAAAUAGUUUUGCUUAUAGUUCUAAAGAAAUUUUUCAAUUUUUUUUAGCAUUAUAAUAUUUUAUAAUAGAAGAAAGUUGAAUAUUGAAGAAUUACUGGAGCAUGUUACAAAUAUUCAAAAACAAGAUAUUCUAUUUCUGUUUUUGCAGAUUUGUAAGUAUGCGUGGCAAGACUUUUAAGUUUUAAUUUUAGAACUUUUAGUGCAAGUCUGAAUUGUCGAAAAUCCCCUUUUUUGCUUUUCUUGUUUAAUUUUUUUUUUUAGCUAUAAAAGCGGUUUUUUUGCUUAAUUAUAAUUAUUUGGAGAGAAAAAUUUUACAUUCUCAUUUUAUUGUAAAAUUUAAUUUUUUAUUUUCAAAAUAAAAAGUUUUCUAAAAUUUGUAUAUUUUUUCUAUUAUGUAAUUAUUUUUAAUUGAAAACUACUAUAAUAUAUUUCCAAUAUAUAAAAAAAAAAUUACAAUUUAAUAAAUUGGGAGAGCAACGGAAAAAAUAAAUCAGAAAAAUAAAUGGUUCGGAUUUAAUACUUUGUUUUUUUUUUUUUCAAUUCUAUACUUCCUUAUUAUAUAAUAAUAAUAAAAAUUUAUUUUUAAAUAUAUAAGCUUUUUCUUAUAUAUAAAAAUAUUAUAUAAAAUUAAAAUUAAAAAAAAAAACGAAAAUUAUAACAUAUUUAAUGUAUGCUAGUUGUAUUAAUUAUUAAUUAAUUAAUUAUUAAUUAAAAAAAUGAAAUGAAAUAAGACUAAAAUACAGCUAGGAAUACAACAGGAACAAAUUACAAAGUGAGAACUAGUGAUGUGAACUAGUGAUUGCAAAAAAUUUUAUUCAUUCGAUAGUUCCCAUCACUAUUAAGAACAUUUCUAAAAAUUUAAAUUUUUCAUUUAAAUUCCAAAAAAAAAAGAAAAUUUCUUUUCCACUUUUAUUUUUUUGUAAUAGAAAUGAAUUGCAUUUUGUAGUGUUGUAAAAUACCUGUUUAAAGAAAAA